This is a messenger RNA of Fusarium pseudograminearum CS3096, 564 nucleotides long. RefSeq lists its product as uncharacterized. The transcript is spliced from 4 exons. Gene Ontology annotation, biological process: vacuolar transport. NCBI's taxonomy places the organism in Eukaryota, Fungi, Ascomycota, Sordariomycetes, Hypocreales, Nectriaceae. The record is from RefSeq and is a predicted model, not a curated record. The coding region runs from base 1 to 564 and encodes 187 amino acids. Gene Ontology annotation, cellular component: endosome.
AUGUCUACCACGUUCCCAAAUCUCUACACGCACCGCAAAGUCGCUGACUCAGCUGCCAAAGCGUGUGACGUUUGCUACAAGUCAAGCACAUCCGUCCUCAUCACCCCAGACAAGAAGGACUUCUUCUUUGUCUGUCCCGUUCACUUGAAGGAUCGGUAUUUUGCGACACCAAAGAUCGAUGAGGAAGCGGCCAAGAAGAAGCGCGAAAAGGAGCUGGAGGAGGAGAAGGAACGCGUCUUGAAGGAGUACGAGGAGAAGCAAAAGAAGAAGAAGGAAAAGGAAGCCAAGAAGGAUAAAGACGAUAAGGACAAGGAUGACAAGGAUAAGGAUAAGGAUAAAGACAAGGACAAGGACAAAGAUGAGAAGAAGGACGAGGACAAGGACAAAGAAGAGAGCAGUCCUGCACCUGAAGAAGAGCCCCGUGUAUUCGAGUUGAAGACCGCCUUUUACCAGCAGAGACUGCUAAAGAAGCGACAGGCCGAAGCUGCAAAGCUGGAUCGAGAGCGAUCGUCAAAGCCAGGCUAUUUCCCAUCUGUGCCAUCAGAUGCUCCCAGUCGACCAUGA